AUGACAGCUGGAACUGUUGUCAUAACCGGAGGAAUUCUCGCCACGGUGAUACUCUUGUGUAUCAUAGCAGUGCUCUGUUACUGUAGACUCCAGUAUUACUGCUGUAAGAAGAAUGGGUCAGAAGGGGACACCAGCUCCGUCACGCAGCCCCACUUUGCCUGCAACGCAUGCAGUGCUCCCAGGGUGGACAGGACAGCCGUCACUCCCCUCUCCCUCUCCCCGGAACUCCCUGCCUCCCACGCCACGGGCCCCCCCCGUAACUACUGCCCCACCUGUUCGCCCUACGAAUCACCCUUCUAUAUCAGAACCACCGACGAGAUGCACAACGGCGGCGAGCGCAUCACCUACAUGCCCACGCACUAUGAGAACCCAGCGCUGGCUCUCGCCCUGCCCUCCCUGCAUGGCUCCCUGCUGAGCACCAGCCAGCAUCGCAGCAACCCAGCACCGGACUUCUACACCAACACUCGCGCUAUAAGUACAGACGUGUGA
Molecule: messenger RNA, 489 nt
Organism: Salvelinus namaycush (lake trout)
Lineage: Eukaryota; Metazoa; Chordata; Actinopteri; Salmoniformes; Salmonidae
Product: protein FAM163A-like
Exons: 2
Coding region: 1-489 (162 amino acids)
Source: RefSeq, a predicted model, not a curated record